AGUAUCCGCAGCGACUUGUGGGCAUCCACGGAUCCGCCGCAUUUGUCUGCGACAGACAUAUUAGCAGAUUUUUGCCCGCCUGUGGGACCGAUAUAGACUCCAACAGCUCAGACGCUCGCUCAUUAUCGCUACAAAGAAGCUGUGGUUUUGUGGGGCUUCCGUGGUACGCACCAUCUUUUAUUCCUGUUCACGGUAUAAUGAGCCUUUCUUUCAAAGAACACCAACACUAAAUCAGCUGCCAUCAGAUUCAUCAUCCAAAUAAUGUUGGCAAGUCGACAAUUACCGCCGCCUGUUUAUCGGCCUCCUCUUCCACUUCCUGUAGCAACCUUCUACAACAUCCCAAGAAGGUACGUCAAAUCGAAUAUGCAGGUGAGCGACGACAUCGCUCCUGAGGACGAUCAGAAGCUCCCUCGAACUUUGCGCAAGAGCAGCAGGAAUAACGACUCUCGGGCAGCGUCAACAUCCGGCCCAAUUCGACGUACCAAAGAGGAAGUUAAGAUUCCUGCCUCAAACCCGCAAUCGCCUGGAAUCAGCAAGAGAAGAGCAACUUUCCUGGAUAACGAUGGCAACGAUAUCAGACUCACUGAUAGUAUGAGCCCUGACGAUUCUCGACCUUUCCCGAGUGCUUCAUCGACUACGUCUGGAGAACUAUCAGGACACGUGUGUCUCUGCCAGCCUGAACCCAAAAUACCCCGUCCGAGGAAUGCGUUUAUCCUUUAUCGACAGCACCACCAACAUGCUAUCGUCGCCCGCAAUCCAGGACUUACCAACCCAGAGAUUUCGAAAAUAAUCGGAGAGCAGUGGAACUCUGAGAGCGAGAACCAGAAGAAAACCUGGCAAGACCUGGCGCAGGAGGAAAAGGUCAGGCACCAAGAACAGUACCCUGACUAUCGCUAUCAGCCCCGUCGACUGGGUAAGGCCGGUUCGAUAUCAUCACCUCUCCCCAACCAGCUCCCCACUGUCGAUAAAUAUCGCUGCCCUAGGUGCGGUGGGCGCAGCAUCAAAACCCCAACGAGCCCUUUCAUCGCGAGCCCGGUAACGAGUCUCCCUCCCCCUGAUGCGUCCGAGAACCUCACGCCAACUACUCGUUACUUGCCUAUGAUGACAAGUAGCCUAAGCCUGGAGUCACCCGCCCAUCGUCGACGCGGGUUCGGGCCAUCCGGGCUCAGCAGCAUUCAGGUGCCGACCUCUGCGCCGGGUGACCAGAUUAUGUACAGUCCCCUCACGCCUGACUCAAAGCGCAGACGUUACAAUUAUCCCAAUCCUAGCAACGGGAGGAGAUCAGAGGGGCAGUAUUAUCAGACUCGUCACGGAUCUCUACCUCCUAUCAAUCAAAUGCGACCCUCACCACCAAAUACAGCGACGAUGCCUCCUCCACCUAGAACUCCACGGGAUCCUCGCAGGGCCUCUAUGGAUCUCAAUCUACUCGUUCCAAACCACCACGAUCAGAGCCGAAGCGUAGAGGCUAUGGUGAUGAGUGUACCUUAUCAGAUCAAGGUCAAGGUCCUCGGCCGGAUCACUCCACCACUCAAACAGCCCGGACCCACGAGCCCUGCGCCGCAAGUUCGUGGUGCCAUUAUUGCGAUUGAAGGCGAUUGUGCAGCUUCCAUAGAGGAGCUCGCAACUUGGCUACAAGACUACUUGGAGAAGGAGAACGAAUACAGACCGCGGGUUGUUGAGCCCCCUAAGGUCCCCGAAGACGACUCCGGAGAAGUGACCUUCGAGGAGUAUCUAGAUCUCAUUAAAACAUGGCACGGGCGUAGCCGUGAGAUGAUUGAGUACAUCUCGACCCCUGUCGCGGUGGUCAAGGACGAUGAGGCCCAGUCCACGUCGUCUUCUUCUGAAGCUGCGAUCCUCCCCGUCGUGAUCCUUCCGACCUACCAGCUUCACGCCUCGAACGUCUAUACUUCACGAAUCCCCAUUCAGGACGCAUAUAGUCCGACAGAUCACUGGCAGUGGAUGGCAACGUUGUGGCGAGGCACUGUUGGGCCAGACCUGACUAUCUACGUACACAGCGGCGAAAACAAGGAGGGUACACCCACCGGCGCGAAGACUGUCGAGCUGAACGAAGACGUCAGGCUGCUGACGGUAAGGAAAGACAAGGACAAAGAGAUUGAUUCGAGCGCCUUGAGGAGAGUUGGCUUUGAGGUAGGGGAGUGGAUCCGUACUGUUGGCACAAAUGUGGGUUAGAUGGUUCUUUCAUGUGUUCAAUUAUAGGCGCAUUUGGUAAAUAGGUUGUGCUGGUCUUCUUGUUCCCGAUUUUGCGUGUGUCUUUGAUGCAAGAGUUCUUUGUUGUAUGCAUUUCGAACAAAGGGGUCAAGGGGGUACACACAUAAAGAGAUUCUACUUUAAGCAUCAAACAGGCAACCAUGGGCAUUUAGGCAAUCCUAG
Molecule: messenger RNA, 2391 nt
Organism: Aaosphaeria arxii CBS 175.79
Lineage: Eukaryota; Fungi; Ascomycota; Dothideomycetes; Pleosporales
Exons: 3
Coding region: 262-2190 (642 amino acids)
Biological process (GO): cell differentiation; negative regulation of transcription by RNA polymerase II; anatomical structure morphogenesis
Molecular function (GO): DNA-binding transcription factor activity, RNA polymerase II-specific; RNA polymerase II cis-regulatory region sequence-specific DNA binding
Source: RefSeq, a predicted model, not a curated record